AUGGCUACCACAUUAAUGAUACCUCAUGUCUUUCCUUCUCAUUUCGAAUACACAGUUGUGCCUGUUGCGCCUUUUGGAUCAGACACCCUCGGCAGAGAAUUCGUGUUCGCCAUCCCGUCAAAGGUAUUUUUUGACCCCUCUGAGCCUAAUAUUGGCAUCAUUGUGGGGGCCACUUCAACCAACGUCACUUCCGUUGUGGUCAAUAUGCCGUUGAGGAGUGUGGAAUACAACUUCACCCUUGAACCCGGAUCAGCACCCUAUGAUCUUAUGCUUUCUCCUGACCUUGCCACGACUAGUGGGGCAGCAAGGGUAACAAACGAUACGAUUGUGGUGAGGUCCGAUCAAGAUGUCUCUGUGACGGCUUACAAUAUCGGGCCCUUCUCUAGCACAAUGUUCACUGUGUUACCGACCAAGCAUACGGGCAGGGAAUACUUUAUCGCGACCAUUACGCGACCACGGGGGGGUGUUGUUCUAAUUUCUGCAUUUAACGAACUGACUAAAGUUACAAUAGAAUUGACCGGUAAAGUUGUAAUUCGUGGUCAACAUUAUUCACCGGGAAGUGUUAUUAUGUUUAAUUUGAUACCGUAUGAAACAUUACAAUUCGAACCACAGGGUGAAGAUAUGAUUGGAACAAGAAUUACCGCCGAUACGUCGAUCGCAGUGAUUAACGGUGGCAUUUGUUCAAGUAUUCCUGCAGGCACUUCGUCUUGCGAUCUCAUGUCCGAACAGCUAGUUUCAUUUGAUCGCUGGGGACGUUCAUUUUUACUAAGCCCGUUCUUCAAUCGACUGUCCGGAUACCAAUUCCAUGUUGUUGCCGGGAGAAACAAUACAACGGUAACAUUGGGGACUGAGGAAAUAAACUUGAACAUGGGGGAGCCUUAUCUAGGAGAUGUGGCCGAUCAGAGCAUGAUUUCAAUAUCAGCGACCAAACCAAUCAUGGUGAUGCAGUACUCGAAAGGUAAAUCCACAGACGGUAAGCUGGGGGAUCCAGCCAUGCUGUUAGUCACUCCUUGGGAGCAAUAUGUAUCGCGUGUGGAAUUUCCUGUGUUUGACUUCUCUGCAGCAGGGAUGAUCUCCACAGUCUCUAUCGGUGUGAUAUCUGAAUGCAAUGCGACUCAUAACAUCGAGUUUGGCAACGAGGUACCGCCCAGCGCUGAGUACAGUCUCAUCACCAGCGACAACCGACAGAUGUGUAGUCGUUGGGUGACCAUAGAGGAAGGUAGUCACGUGCUGGAAAGCCAAUCAGCUACACAAGGAACAGGUGCAGAAGAGACAUUGUUCACCGCUCUGGUUUACGGAGUUGGAAGGUAUACCACCGCUUACCUGUACAAUGCAGGUUCUGGUCUGCAGCUACAAACGUGCACCACUCCAAGCUCUGACCCGCCAUACAAUGAGAUUGAAGUGUCGUGUGCAACUCAGCGAAGAGUUGGAGCGAUCUGUGAUGAGCAAGGCUCCUGCACAUGCCCAGCAGGAUCUGCUGGCUUUCUGUGUCAGAAAAAGUUGACAUCUGUUGUGUGUGGAAGUACUUCAAUGACCAUCACCAUAGCUAAACAGCUAGUCCCAGGUGACGCAGGUGCUGUUCAUUUUCGAAACCAUUCCUGCUCCGGUUUAAACAGCUCGACUAGCACUCAUGAGAUCACUCUCACUACAGAAUACGAUCAAUGUGGCACCACCUUUGAGGAGGAUAACACAACUAUUACCUUCACCAAUGACAUCACAUACGCCAAGCCGGGUUCGGACGACGACACAGUCAUCACCCGUAAAUAUCACAUGCAGGUUCGGGUUCAAUGUUGCCUCCAGAAAGAGGAGAUCGUCAGUGGGUCCUACAAACCUCAGCUUGGUGAGGUAGAAUUUAACGACAAGGGCUCUGGUGUCUUCAGUCUGAGACUAGAUAGGUUCCUGACAGAUACUUUUGAUAAUCUGGAAGAGGACACCACCUCCUUUGUCUUGAAAGGAGAGGACCUCUUCUUUGGAGUGGGUCUCAAUUCAGUAUCAGAAGUUGGUAUGUUUAUUGAUAACUGCUGGGCGACAACCACUGAAGACUCGGAUGCCCUUCCACAAUACUCUCUAAUUUCUUCAGGUUGCCCAGCUGCAGAAACAGUUGCUAUCAAUCAUCUCCUUGGAUUGGAUCGAGAAGGCUUUUCUUUUAAGGCAUUUGCCUUUGUUGGAGAUUACACUGAGGUGUACAUUCACUGUUCAGUGAAGGUCUGUGGUGCCGCGAAUGCCCAAUCGUUUCGAGACGCAGGAUGCCCCUCGGAAUCUCCACCUCCCGACCGCAAACGUCGA
Molecule: messenger RNA, 2286 nt
Organism: Strongylocentrotus purpuratus (purple sea urchin)
Lineage: Eukaryota; Metazoa; Echinodermata; Echinoidea; Camarodonta; Strongylocentrotidae
Exons: 7
Source: RefSeq, a predicted model, not a curated record